GUACCAUCUUACGCAGACCGCAUAUAACACAUCCUUCGGUGGCUUAGAUACAUAUAUAUAUAUAACUAUAUGUAAUUUUAAAUGUAAUGUAGUGGACAUACCCCACUCGCAUAUAAUAUUGUCACCACCACCGAUCGUAUCAUAUACACUUUAUAUUCUCUAAUGUACAUAUCCUCUAGACUUACCAACAAAAGAAAAUAAGUUCGACGAAAGAAAAAUGUUAAGGGAAGAAUGUACUCCAAGUUCAUCAUGGUGGGAAGAUGUUCAACAUCAUCAUAAUGAUCAUGCAAACUCGAUUAAUUCGACGUCUUUUUACCAUAAGAAUAGUAAUAAAAACUUAAACGCAAACGCUAGCUGUGAAGAAGACAAUCUCUCGAUCUCUACCGUGAGCGCUUCAAAUCGUUUGGACCUAACAGCUGAAUCCUCCAAUCAUCACUCUCUCUCGGCUCCAAAUCAGCCUGCCUCCUCUUCCGAUGAGUUGCUCCGCGACCACGUAGUCUCUUCUCAUAAUCAUCUAUGGAGUCUUGCCUUCUUGCCUAGUAGAAGCUUAGGAGAUCAAAUGAUGGAUCAUCAUCAUCAUCAUCAUCAUCAUCAUCAUAAUGAUCAUCACAUAACAUCUUCAAGAAAUUCAUCAACAACAUCAGAACUAGCAUCAUUCGAGUCAGCCUGCCAUAACGAUAACGGUUGGGUCUAUGACACAAAUCAAGUUAGGUACGAUCAAAGUAGUGACCAACGGCUGUCAAAGUUAACGGAUCUUGUAGGCAAGCACUGGUCAAUUGCGCCACCGAAUAAUCCCGACAUGAACCAUAACCUUCAUCAUCACUUCGAUCAUGAUCAUUCUCAAACAAACGACGACGUUUCUAUGUACAGACAAGCCUUGGAGGUGAAAAAUGAGGAAGAUCUUUGUUACAAUAAUGGCUCAAGUGGCGGUGGUUCCUUGUUCCAUGAUCCUACAGAAAGUUCUAGAAAUUUCCUUGAUGUAAGGUUAAGUAGGCCAUUAACGGAUAUUAAUCCGUCGUUUAAGCCAUGCUUUAAGGCCUUAAACGUAUCCGAGUUCAACAAGAAAGAACAGCAAACGGCAUCACUGGCAGCAGGGAGAUUGGGAACAACAAACGCCGGGAAGAAGAAAAGAUGUGAAGAAAUUUCCGAUGAGGUCUCCAAGAAGGCCAAGUGCAGCGCCGGCUCUACACUUUCGCCGGAGAAGAAAUGGCAGGAACUACCAAAAGCCAAACUUCGAGACAAGAUCACGACUCUACAGCAAAUUGUGUCUCCCUUUGGAAAGACGGAUACUGCUUCUGUACUUCAAGAAGCCAUCACUUACAUAAAUUUUUAUCAAGAGCAAGUUAAGCUGCUAAGCACUCCUUAUAUGAAGAAUUCAUCAAUUAAGGAUCCAUGGGGAGGAUGGGAUAGAGAAGAUCACAACAAAAUGGGACCGAAACAUCUAGAUCUAAGGAGUAGAGGGCUUUGUUUGGUUCCUAUUUCUUGCACCCCAAUCGCAUACCGCGAUAACAGUGCAACUGACUAUUGGAGUCCCUCGUAUAGAGGUUCUUUGUAUCGUUAAUGACGAGCAUGCACGAUCAACUAGUAUAGCUACAAAGUGUGUAGAGAGAAAGAUUUGAUAAAAUUAUGGUCGUGAUAUAAACCAUUUGAAACAUCGGUCAUUCUGUAGUAGAAAGCAGUAGAACGGGAGAACAGUAUGUGUAUAUAUAAUAUAUGCAUAUUAAUCAUUGGGGUCACAGUUCUAUAGUUUGCAGUUGUUCCUCAUAGCCUAAAACAUUGUAAUAUGGUCACACAUAGAAUACAAUGUAUUGAGUUUUGUUUAGGUAAUAUUACAAUGCAAUAAAGAAAGAAUUUGACUGGGAGCUAGCGAA
Arabidopsis lyrata subsp. lyrata is the source of this 1871-nucleotide messenger RNA. RefSeq names its product transcription factor bHLH111. The record is from RefSeq and is a predicted model, not a curated record. The transcript has 7 exons. Bases 218 to 1561 code for a protein of 447 amino acids. Gene Ontology annotation, biological process: regulation of transcription by RNA polymerase II. NCBI's taxonomy places the organism in Eukaryota, Viridiplantae, Streptophyta, Magnoliopsida, Brassicales, Brassicaceae. Gene Ontology annotation, molecular function: protein dimerization activity; DNA-binding transcription factor activity, RNA polymerase II-specific; RNA polymerase II cis-regulatory region sequence-specific DNA binding. Gene Ontology annotation, cellular component: nucleus.